Molecule: messenger RNA, 1415 nt
Organism: Malus domestica (apple)
Lineage: Eukaryota; Viridiplantae; Streptophyta; Magnoliopsida; Rosales; Rosaceae
Product: protein PYRICULARIA ORYZAE RESISTANCE 21-like
Molecular function (GO): metal ion binding
Source: RefSeq, a predicted model, not a curated record
AAUGAUGAUUUGUAUGGCCAAAAAUAAAAGGCUUUAAGCUCUUGUUCAAGUUUUGUGGUUACUAUUCUUUUAUUUAUAUCCUAAUAAGAAUUUACGUCCCCUCCUCUGUGCUAUUUUGUUGUUUUUUGCCUCUCUCUCUCUCUCUCUCUCUGUUCAAGAUUUUGCCACAUACCUUCACCAUGAUUCUUCCCUGUCAGUCAGUCAGAACCCUGAUUGUCCAGCAGCACUGUUCCACUUCUUUUUGUCUACAUUUCUGCACAACAAUCUUCUGUUACGAUUAUGGUGCUGAAGGUAGAUCUUCAGUGUCACAAAUGCUACAAGAAGGUUAAAAAAGUUCUUUGUAAAUUCCCUCAAAUACGAGACCAGGUAUACAACGAGAAACAAAACCAAGUGGUGAUCAAAGUGGUAUGCUGCAGUCCAGAAAAGAUAAGGGACAAGAUUUGCUGCAAAGGUGGGAGUGCCAUCAAGAGCAUCGAGAUCAUGAAAGAGCCCGACGUCAAGCCUAAAGGUGACGGUAAGGGUGACGGUAAGGGUGACGGUAAGCCUAAAGAUGAUGGCAAGCCUAAAGAUGACGGCAAUCCUAAAGAUGACGGCAAGCCUAAAGAUGACAGCAAGCCUAAAGAUGACGGUAAGCCAAAUCCUGGACCACCAUCGCCUCAGCCAGUUCCUUGUGUGCCGGCGCACCGACCGCCUGUCCGAACGUGUUGUAUGGAAUGUUACCAGGGGCAUGCAGGUGGGCCAUGCCAUAAUCCUGGACCGCCACCACCUCAGCCGGUUCCUUGUGUGCCAGCGCACCGACCGCCUGUCCGAGCAUGUUGUAUGGAUUGUUACCAGGGGCAUGCAGGUGGGCCGUGCCAUAAUCCUGGACCGCCACCGCCUCAGCCGGUUCCUUGUGUGCCAGGGUAUCGACCGCCUGUCCGAGCGUGUUGUAUGGAUUGUUACCAAGGGCGUGCAGGUGGGCCGUGCCAUAGUGGUUAUGGCGGGGGCCCAGCCCCGUACGUCCAGUAUGAUGGUUACUAUGGAAGGCCUGUGUAUGACAGUUACGGCGGGGGCAGCAUGGGGUACUGUGUUACCCGCCCUGACUAUUUCAGUGAAGAAAAUACCUCAGCUUGCAGAGUCAUGUAAAUCAUCGAUCAUCUUGUUGGACAGUUACAUCUUCUUCAAUAUCGGGAUAAUAUUUUAGCAGUGUUUGUUGGUUUGAUAUUAAUAUUAUAGGAGGGCCAUGUAUUGUUAAGUGAAUAAUAAAGUUGGUUGAUCUUGGUGGACGUCAAGUCACAAUCACGUUAAUCUGUUCAUUAUAUCAUUAAUAUAGAGUAUAGAGAGAAAGAGAUACAUCCCAUCACAAAGAUGAAGAUGAAGAUGAAGUUGGUGCCUGCUACAAUUUUCAAUGCAAUAUAAGUUUCCAUUCCACAUUC